UUGCGGCUACUCAGUCGCAUUUCCAAGCAACAUCGAUCAAGUCGCGACUUUAACGAGCGCCAUUCGAAUUCGAGCAGCCAGCAAAUAGGAAACAUGAGCCAGAGCCAGCUGAACACGGCCCAGUUGGUCUUCGAGGAGAAGCCACUGCAUGUGCCCACACUGGAGGAACUGCAGCAAGUCAUACAGGGUGCUCUGCGUAAAAACUUUGUUAACGCCUCUGUUGAGGUGGGCGCCUGCCCCGAUCUGAAGGCCAAAGAGUUUGGGCUGGUGGAGUCCGGGCUGGGCGGCAAAGCUACGCUGCUGGAGGUGGGCGGUCCGCCGUAUUUGCUGCCCGUGGUGCAACGGGACAAGCUGUAUAAUAUCAAGGAGAUUACGCGCCGCAUACAGGGUGCUGGGAAGAUAUUCGCCAUUGGCGCCGGCGCUGGACCCUACCCCAUACGCAGCUCCAACUGCGAGGGCAUCUACAAUCUGUCGGUCAGCGCCGCCGACGAGCUGACCAAUGGCAGCUACACGGCCACGGUGCGCGGCGAGCACGAGGAGUGCGUGCUGGAGCGCAUUCCCAGCACGGAGCCGCGCUGUGCCCUGCUGCUGAAUCUGUACCUGAGCCGGGGUGAGUCUGGGCCAGUGCUGAAGAUCAGCGCCAAGCAGCGCAAGGGCGAGCUCAACUUCAUUGAGUGCAUACGCCAGGGUCUCGAGGAGCACUACGGGGACCGGGUGGUCGGACUGGGUGGCAUAUUCGUGAUUAGGAAAGGCGCCGUCCACCAGCACGUGAUGCGCGACUUCAGCACGACGCCCAUUCACACCGAUGAGGAGCUCAACCAGUGGCUCAAGUUCUACGAGAUGCCCGCCCAGCUGAACGCCCUGGGCACGCUGGUCACCAAGGAGCACGAUCUCGAUCUGCGUCUCCAGCACUUCCACUCCUUCUCCUUCAGCAACUGGGGCGGCCACUAUCACUACGACACCACGCCCGACACCGUCGAGUACGAGGCCUAUCUGAACGUAGCGGAGCGGGUGGUGCGCGUCGACAAACCCCUGGCCACCCACAAAGUGGGCAGGGACUAGCCCAGAGGUUAAGGAUAUGCCCCAAAAGUUUACACCAGUUGUAGUAUAAUAAAUAAAAGUCGCAAAGUAACUAAA
Molecule: messenger RNA, 1137 nt
Organism: Drosophila mojavensis
Lineage: Eukaryota; Metazoa; Arthropoda; Insecta; Diptera; Drosophilidae
Product: ester hydrolase C11orf54 homolog
Exons: 2
Coding region: 94-1062 (322 amino acids)
Cellular component (GO): nucleus
Molecular function (GO): zinc ion binding; hydrolase activity, acting on ester bonds
Source: RefSeq, a predicted model, not a curated record